Molecule: messenger RNA, 1655 nt
Organism: Eptesicus fuscus (big brown bat)
Lineage: Eukaryota; Metazoa; Chordata; Mammalia; Chiroptera; Vespertilionidae
Gene: MEMO1
Product: mediator of cell motility 1
Exons: 9
Coding region: 204-1097 (297 amino acids)
Source: RefSeq, a predicted model, not a curated record
CACCGCCCGGCUGCCAUCUCCUCCUCUCGGGCCGCCGCCUCCUCCUCCUCUUCCUCCUCCUCCUGGGCCGGGCCGAUCUCCUCCCCGCCGCCGCCUCCUCCUGGGCUGGGCCCGCGGCGUCUCGUCCCCUCGCGGAGCCGCUCCCGCCGCCGCCGCCGCCUCCUCAUUCAUCCUCGUGCACCAUAGGCGGCACAGGCACCAAGAUGUCCAACCGAGUGGUCUGCCGGGAAGCCAGCCACGCCGGGAGCUGGUACACAGCCUCAGGACCGCAGCUGAAUGCACAGCUGGAAGGUUGGCUUUCACAAGUACAGUCUACAAAAAGACCUGCCAGAGCCAUAAUUGCACCCCAUGCAGGAUAUACAUACUGUGGGUCUUGUGCUGCUCAUGCUUACAAACAAGUCGACCCAUCUAUUACCCGGAGAAUUUUCAUCCUUGGGCCUUCUCAUCAUGUGCCCCUCUCUCGAUGUGCACUUUCCAGUGUGGAUAUAUAUAGAACACCUCUGUAUGACCUUCGUAUUGACCAAAAGAUUUACGGAGAACUAUGGAAGACAGGAAUGUUUGAACGCAUGUCUCUGCAGACAGAUGAAGAUGAACACAGUAUCGAAAUGCAUUUGCCUUAUACAGCUAAAGCCAUGGAAAGCCAUAAGGAUGAGUUUACCAUUAUUCCUGUACUGGUUGGAGCUCUGAGUGAGUCAAAAGAACAGGAAUUCGGAAAACUCUUCAGUAAAUAUCUAGCGGAUCCUAGUAAUCUCUUUGUGGUUUCUUCUGAUUUCUGCCAUUGGGGUCAAAGGUUCCGUUACAGUUACUAUGAUGAAUCCCAGGGGGAGAUUUAUAGAUCCAUUGAACAUCUAGAUAAAAUGGGUAUGAGUAUUAUAGAACAGUUAGACCCCGUGUCUUUUAGUAAUUACCUGAAGAAGUACCAUAAUACUAUAUGUGGAAGACAUCCCAUCGGAGUGUUACUAAAUGCUAUCACAGAGCUCCAGAAGAAUGGAAUGAAUAUGAGCUUUUCCUUUUUGAAUUAUGCUCAGUCAAGCCAGUGCAGAAACUGGCAAGACAGUUCAGUGAGUUACGCUGCUGGAGCACUCACGGUCCACUGACGCUCUGAAUCCUCAGGGAUGCCACCUGCACAUACUCAUGCUCUGUUCGGGGUCCCAGCCUAGCCCUUACCAAGAUCCAGAUCCUGGUUUGGGGGGAUUCUGAAACCUCAAACUAAUAGAACUUUCUUCUCUUCUUUUCUAGUAGGUGUAGUCCUUCCUUAAUUUCAACUCAUUAAAAAAAAAUGCUUUAUAGUUUAGGGCAGUGGAAGGAAGGCUGGCAUCAAAUAUUUUGAUCAAAGAAGAUGGCAAUGUCAUGGGCCAGUUGUGGCAGUGUUUUGAAAAGUAACUUGUAAAGCAUUUACCAUAUCCUAAAUUUGCACUCUUUGCAGACUUGUGCACAUAUAUUCCGCUUUCAGAAUAGUUUUGCAAAUUGUACACAGACAAAAAAGGUGGAAGCUUUUUAAUAAAGAAAUUGCAUUUAUAAAUGAUCUGUAUUAGAAUAUAAUAAUUCUCCAGUUAUAGUCAAUUACUACCCGUGUUGUACAACAGAUACCUUCUAUUUUAGUUGCUAAUAAAGGGCUACACAACUCAAAAUAGUCUGAUUUAAACUUAUUGCUC